UACAGGACCGCUGGCUAGGCUUUGCUUUGGCUCCAUUGAGCUGUAAAGAAAAAGAAAAAAAAGCAGGACGGCGUAUUCUGCUUGGCCGGUUUAACUGUAUUUUCCUGGGAUAUUUUUUUUUAAAAAACCAAAAAUAUAUAUAUAUUUUUUAAGAAAGAUAGCAAUUUUGGAAGGAUAAACAAGAAGAAGGAGGAGAAGAAGCCGAGAGGGUUUGGGAAGAAGCCCGCUCCUCUGGAUGUCGCUCAGCUAACGUUAACAUUGGAUCGGGUUUCUGCGCCUGUUUAACUCAUUAACUCUUUUUUUCCCAGUGUGGGGUGAUUUUAUUUUAUUUAUUACAAAAAUUAAUAAUAAAUUGUUCAAAUUCCUACUUCGAAAAAUAACCCGAAGGAUCCAAAGAUGUCUGUUGCGGGUUUGAAGAAGCAGUUUUACAAAGCAAGCCAGAUGGUGAGUGAGAAGGUUGGUGGAGCAGAAGGAACCAAGCUCGAUGAUGAUUUCAAAGACCUAGAGAGAAAAGUGGAUGUGACCAGCAAAACUGUGGUGGAGGUCAUUUCUAAAACUUCGGAAUACCUGCAGCCCAACCCAGCGUCCCGGGCCAAGCUCUCCAUGCUGAACACCAUGUCCAAGAUUCGAGGGCAGGUGAAAAGCCCUGGAUACCCCCAGGCAGAGGGGCUGCUGGGAGAAUGCAUGGGCAAAUAUGGCCGUGACCUCGGAGAGGAAACCAACUUCGGAGCGGCGCUGGUGGACGCUGGCGAGAGCAUGAAGAGGCUCGCUGAGGUGAAGGACUCACUGGACAUCGACGUCAAGCAGAACUUUAUAGACCCUUUACAAAGCCUGUGUGACAAGGACCUGAGAGAGAUACAGCAUCACCUGAAAAAGCUGGAAGGACGUCGUCUGGAUUACGACUACAAGAAAAAGCGCAUGGGUAAAAUCCCUGAUGAGGAGGUGAAGCAGGCGCUGGAGAAAUUUCACGAGUCCAAAGAGGUGGCGGAGAUCAGCAUGUACAACCUGCUGGAGACUGAUAUAGAGCAGGUGAGCCAGCUUUCGUUCCUGGUGGAGGCACAGCUACAGUAUCACAGACAGGCUGUACUGAUUCUUGAGGAACUUUCUGACAAACUGAAAGACAGGAUUAACGAAGCCCAGUCCCGUCCCCGCAAAGAGUACGUCCCCAAACCCAAACCUGUCUUCGAAUUUGAAAACGAGCAGUCCAACGGAGGCUUCACACCCACCUCUGCUCCUCCACCCAUCCGCACCACAAAUCAGUUGAUCAAGCGCAGCAGAUCGGUGUGGAAACCCAGAACGACUCCAGGAGAGCAGCCGUGCUGUAAAGCCAUGUACGACUUUGAGCCUGAGAACGAGGGAGAGCUGGGCUUCCGUGAGGGCGACAUCAUCACUCUGACCAGCCAGAUCGAUGAGAACUGGUUUGAAGGCACUCUACGCGGCCAAUCAGGAUUUUUCCCACGCAACUAUGUCGAGGUGAUCGUCCCGCUGUCUCGCUAAAUUUCGGGACAGAAGAUAAAAGAGUGAGAGAAAGAAAGACAGCGAAAGAGGGAAAGGACGGAACCAUCCAUGUCAGCACCCGAACUCUGGCACUUUCACCUCUUAUGAAGAAAAAAACUUUUUCUUCUCACAUUCCAGAAGAAGAAAGGAAGGACCGGACGGACGGACGGACGAAUGACUUGACGAUUGACCGAUUUAAACCUCAUAGAAGGAGUCAGACGGACUAACAUGACGUUAACGCACUUUUAUAAACCGUAUGUUAACUUUUACCGAAACUGGCACUUAAACACAACUCCGACUGAUCGAACCAUUUCAUAAUUUAGUGUCUCACAUCAGCCUUAUGUCACAGUGCAGCACAGGGGGUGUGGCCACAUUUAUUUCUCAUUGUGAUCAGUUAGAUAUAUGCCGCUUCUUUGGUUCUGAGGAUGUCACCUCCUUCAAAACCAAGUUUCAAACCAAUUUUAAAGAUUCUGUAAACAAUAGCACUGAAACAAAAAAUAAAAGCAAACAAACCUCUGACAAAUCGACUGUAUUGGGAUUCUAAAAAUGUCUUCCACGAUGUUAUAUUUUCUCCACUCAGAGUUUAUUAAAGCUUAAGGCUACACUUAGGAAUCAAGAAUUACCAAAAAUUAAUAUUUUAUAAAUUCAUAAACUUUUUAAAAAAAUCUUCCAUUAGUGUAUAUUUAAGAGCAGGGAUCCCAAAUCCCGAUACUGUAAUCGAAUCCUUUCGAAUAUUUUCCUACUGUACAUUCAAGAUCCUCUGACUGACCCAGAUGUUGCCUGACUGCCCCCUGCUGGUCAGGAUGUGAUUUGAAGGACCUUUCAGACGUUGACUUGGCACUGUGGGCUGCUAGUGUUUCAGCCGCUCAUUGUGUAGCGUUCCUGAGCCACACACACACAUACACACAUACAGGAGUUUCACAACUCACACUUCUAACACUCUCAAAUACAAAAUAACACACAGAAGUGUUUUUGAAGAAGCGUGUUAUACACACAAGUAAGACAAGUAAGUGAUGUGUCCUGAGCUUUGGAUAACAGAAGAGAUAAGAGUGAAGGUGACGGACAGGAGGAGUGCACACUUUAGUGGUUUUCUCAUCCUAUUUUCCAGACUAUUAAUGUGUUCGAAUUCAGCAGUCAGGCUGCAAGAUAACGACUUUAUAUAGAAAAUUAACGUUUAUUAUUUAUACAAGCAUCUUUUUUAUUCACAUAUUUGAUACUCUAUGCAAAAUUGGGGAGGUGGGGGGAUUAGACUGAGCUCUGAUAUAUGGAAAAUUACAGGUUUUAUUAUUAUUAUUUUUUCACCUCCUCAGUAAACAUUCAAGCUUAACAGAUUUUUUGCUUCUGCACAAGAAAAUAAACCAGUACGGAAUUACAGAAACAGGACGAUACUAGACCUGGCCAGUAGAGGGAGUAGAAGUCCUGUUUUACCAGCAUCAUCAAUGUAAAGCAAAUCAUAUGCAACAAGCAAUCCGAUACGUGUCCGAUACAAAGGUCACAGUUAUAGUCUGGAAAAUACACCACUUCUUGCACACCGAUUUACUGUGUUAAGGUGCCAAACGGACUGCAUGUGGCGUGAUGAGCAAGGGAAUUAAAAAAGCAUGCCGUCUUACAGCCCGGGAAUAACGAGAAUUGUGUUUACGGAACCUUAACAUUUCUGCAUGUUAGAACUUGAAACAACACUACAUCGGCUCCUCGAAAUUUUUUUUUUUUGGAGGAGAAAGAUCUCCACACUACACUACACCGAUUUGAGAGUUAACAUGAAUGUGCGUGUGCAAGAAAACGGCCAAAACGCUCUGCGCUGUUGCUGCUGCUUUAACGCCUUUCUGCUUCUGAAAAAUCUCUGUAGAUGAUACUGCUGGCAGUGUCUUGCUGUUUACCCCCCUAAACACACACACACACACACACACACACACACACAAGCCCUGAAGCAGAAACAUUAAACGCCAAUAUUUAUCACCGUAACAGCCUAUUAUCAUUGUUAUUUUGACCAACACAAGUAUAUAGCAAAUGUUUUUGUAACUCAUUAAAGAACGCAUAAAUCCCGAGUGGGCUUUGUGCGAUAUAACAAUCAUCUCUAUGCUUAGAUCGAAUUUCCACAUUUUAGUGUUUCGCAUACCAGCAGCAUAAAUUUGGAAAUUGUCAAGUGGAAGCAGUGGAUAAGGUGUUUGGCUUUUAAUCUGAAGGUUGUGAGUUCCAAGAUGUCACUGUUGGGCCCUUGAGUAAGACCCUUAAACCUCAAUCCGUAAGUGAGAUAACUAAGUUGUCUGCCUAAAUGUAAAUUUAACAAAGGAGUACUAAAAAAACAUUUCCCCUUUCUCUGGAAUAAAAUGCUACAGGAGCUAAUUUGCAUAUAAUUCCCGGUACACGUUGUAAGAUUUUGGGCUUUUCUCAGACGAAAGAUAAUCCUGAAACAAUUGUGUGACAUUUGUGUUGAUUUCUUUGGUCGUGGCUGCUAAAUAGUCCUCUGAUCAAAACUAGCCGGAAAUUCUACGAGCUACAUCGUAGGCAAACCUAUAAAACCAAUUUUUUUUUUUAUUAUUCAAUAAAAACUCCUGUCCUACCCAAGUUUCUUAGGUCAAUGUAACACAGUGUGAUCUUUAUAAUGAUCAUUUUUCGAAGUCAUGAAUGUGAAAUCAAUUUCAGCGUUGUGAGCUGUGCAUUAGAUUAGACCUAACUUACAUUAGACAUGUAUACAAUUAGUUACACAAUAAGAAGAAAAUUGGUGGGGGUGUUUAACCUUAAAGCUCGACAAAGGCCUACAGUGAAAUGUCAAAUAGUUUUAAUAACAAAUAUGAUCAUUUUUUUAUGAUUUCAGAAAAAGAUUUUUGUUUGCUUCAUGCUUUCACAAGAUAGCUCUGAGACACUGUGUAACAUUUCAGAGCAGGCGAACAUUUAAAAAAAAUUGCUGAACAUCAGACAUCUCAUUAACAUAUGUAGAAAAGAACAUUCUUUUUUUUAUUGUUUACUGAGCAUUAAGGCAGAAACAACAAAAAACAAAUCGUUUUCACCAUCACUACAGAUGAUGUCAUUUUUACACCUGAAAUAACAAAAAUGCUAAUUUUUAUUUUGCGACUUCUGGAUUAUCAAAUCUUGUCACAUAAGUCUACAUGCUAUUAUCGACAGAAAAUAAUAAAAUAGGGAGUCAAAAUCACAACAUGGUUUAGAUCUCUUUCCAGGAUCAGGGGUUUUUCAGAUGUAGGACCCUAACAUUUUUUUUUUUUUUUUGCGACGUGCUGCAGAAGAGUCCUGCAUGAUUGUCGUGUCUUUUGCUUGUCCUAGUCGUGUUAACAUUUUUAACUGUCCUGUUUACAGUGUGUGGGUUUGUGAUAAAUUUCUAUUCAACAUGAUACAAAGUGGAUCGUGUGCCUGACACAAUUGAAAAAGAAAGCUAGGACACCAAACGAUUCCCACUUUCAGCACCGUGUUAUUUUUUUCCUUCUUUCCUUUCCUUUGGUCUGUAAUCAAAUAAAAAAGGGCUCGGUGUGUUUCUGGCUUCGGCAUGAGCUGUGUACAGACGUACAAGCAUGAGUACAGAUGUGCCUUCGCAGCAACACUACAGUUUAAAAAUAAAUAAAAGUUAUUUUUCUGUCUAAUCCAGUAGAGUACCAGAAUAAUUUACCCACAUGAAGAAUUUAUUCUGGUAGUCUUCUUUAGUAUUAUUAUUUUUCUAUGUAUCUUCGUUUUUUAAUUAUUUGCAUGUGAGCUCUAUAUGGUAGCUUGCUAAUGUAUGUUUUAGUUUGUACAAAAAAAAAAAACUCUGGUUUGUCUUGAAGGAAAAAAAAUAAAUAACUGCAGUAUCCUAUUAUUCCUUAAACACCCUGUAAACCUGAAUAUUUGUACUUGCUUCUCCCCCAUCUUUUACAUAAAUAAAUGCAUAAAAAAUUA
Molecule: messenger RNA, 5382 nt
Organism: Silurus meridionalis
Lineage: Eukaryota; Metazoa; Chordata; Actinopteri; Siluriformes; Siluridae
Gene: sh3gl1b
Product: SH3-domain GRB2-like 1b
Exons: 10
Coding region: 397-1497 (366 amino acids)
Biological process (GO): synaptic vesicle uncoating
Cellular component (GO): glutamatergic synapse; presynapse; cytoplasm
Molecular function (GO): protein binding
Source: RefSeq, a predicted model, not a curated record